Alosa alosa (allis shad) is the source of this 3194-nucleotide messenger RNA. It is a transcript of the gene fzd7a, whose product is annotated as frizzled class receptor 7a. Bases 680 to 2347 code for a protein of 555 amino acids. Gene Ontology annotation, biological process: canonical Wnt signaling pathway; non-canonical Wnt signaling pathway. The record is from RefSeq and is a predicted model, not a curated record. Gene Ontology annotation, cellular component: plasma membrane. The transcript has a single exon. NCBI's taxonomy places the organism in Eukaryota, Metazoa, Chordata, Actinopteri, Clupeiformes, Clupeidae. Gene Ontology annotation, molecular function: Wnt receptor activity; Wnt-protein binding.
CCGUGAUUUAGAUCAAACCCAGUAGUGUGCAUUGUGCGAGCAAUACGUGAGGCAGCGAGGGGAACAACGGGAUUUUAUAACAUGAGGAUAAUUUUGUUAUUUUUUACAGAAGUUUGCUUUAUGUAGGACUAUAGCCUACACACAAAGACAUUUGUCUGAAUUUGCUGCAGCUCAAGGAUAGCCACUGUAAGAGGAACAGCUGCGAACAUUUAGGACGUAGAUGAUCCCGUGGAAAACUUGAGAAGAGUUUUUGUUGAACAGAUUUCUGAGUUUGGGCUGGAAAAGGACGGUAUUCUGUUAAACGACUCGACUGUAAGAUUUUUUCUGCAGUCCAUAAUUUUUUUUCUUAGUUCACUGGCUGUGAGAGACGACGCAAGGGAACCCUGCACAGACCAUUCGUUUAAUUUUCCAACCCGCAAAUAGAUUUUCCCUGAACGUCCAUUUGAGUAACAUGCGCGUGUGGAGACCACGAGCAGCCUUCCGCCGUGUUGCUUGAGAAGCGCAGCGCGAGCACGCGAGGACAGCAGAAGAAUUUUAAUCUUAUUUGAUCAGAAAACGCCGGGGAAAGUUUUUUCCCCACUCAACAUCUGAAAGACUCUUUUAUCCGCACUUGGAUACGCGGGAGAUCCGUUUUUUCCAAUCUAGUGAGAACUUGAAGUUCCAUUUUUUAUUAUCGAACAUGGCGGUAUCGAAUGACUGGGUACAAGCGAGUGGACUAGCUGUUGCCCUGAUAUGCUUGAUUUUGCAGCCGUGUUCUGGACAGUAUCAUGGGGAGAAGGGCAUUUCAAUUCCCGAGCAUGGGUUUUGUCAGCCAAUUUCUAUACCACUUUGCACAGACAUUGCUUACAACCAAACCAUUAUGCCAAAUCUUUUGGGUCACACCAACCAGGAGGACGCUGGUCUGGAGGUACACCAGUUUUACCCCCUGGUCAAAGUGCAGUGUUCCAUGGACUUAAAAUUUUUCCUAUGCUCCAUGUACGCCCCGGUGUGCACCGUGCUGGAGCAGGCGAUCCCGCCGUGUCGCUCGUUGUGUGAGCGGGCCAGGCAGGGGUGCGAGGCGCUGAUGAACAAAUUCGGCUUUCAGUGGCCCGAGCGGCUGCGAUGCGAGUAUUUCCCAGUUCACGGAGCAGGGGAGAUCUGCGUGGGACAGAACACCUCAGACACGGGGAGCCCUACGUCCGACCCGACGCCUUUCCAGCCGGAAUUAAUCACACAUCCGAACAUUGUGCGUCCCCCUCACCAGUUCUCUUGCCCUCUCCAGCUCGAGGUGCCCCCGUAUCUGAAUUACUACUUCAUGGGAGUGAAAGACUGCGGGGCUCCCUGCGAACCCACCAAACCCAAUGGACUCAUGUACUUUCGGGAGGAAGAGGUUAAGUUCGGCAGGCUCUGGGUUGGAAUUUGGUCAAUUUUGUGCUGCGUGAGUACUCUUUUUACCGUGCUCACCUAUCUAGUGGACAUGAGGCGUUUCCGCUACCCGGAGAGGUGCAUAAUAUUUCUUUCUGGCUGCUACUUUAUGGUGGCUGUGGCUUACGCAGCGGGAUUCUUCUUGGAGGAUAAAGUUGUGUGCAUUGACAAAUUCAACGACGACGGUUACAAAACCGUUGCACAGGGCACCAAGAAGGAGGGCUGCACCAUCCUGUUCAUGAUCCUGUACUUUUUCGGCAUGGCGAGCUCCAUUUGGUGGGUCCUCCUUUCGCUCACAUGGUUCCUCUCCGCCGGCAUGAAGUGGGGUCACGAGGCCAUCGAAGCCAACUCUCAAUACUUCCACCUCGCCGCCUGGGCCGUGCCUGCGGUUAAAACCAUUACCAUCCUCGCCAUGGGCCAGGUUGACGGAGACAUCCUGACCGGCGUCUGCUACGUGGGUAUCUACAACGUGGACGCCCUGCGCGGCUUCGUCCUCGCGCCCCUCUUCGUCUACCUCUUCAUUGGCACGUCGUUCCUGCUCGCGGGCUUCGUGUCUCUGUUCCGGAUCAGAACCAUCAUGAAACACGAUGGCACGAAGACGGAGAAGCUGGAGAAACUGAUGGUGCGCAUUGGGGUGUUCAGCGUCCUUUAUACCGUUCCGGCCACCAUAGUGAUUGCCUGCUAUUUCUAUGAACAAGCGUUCCGUCCCCAGUGGGAAAAGACCUGGCACUUGCAGACGUGCAAACGCUUCGCUGUGCCAUGCCCGGCGCACAACUUUGCGCCAGUGACCCCGGACUUCACAGUUUUUAUGAUUAAGUACCUCAUGACAAUGAUCGUGGGCAUCACCUCCGGCUUCUGGAUAUGGUCAGGAAAAACCCUGCAGUCCUGGCGCCGAUUCUACAAACGACUCAGCAACAGCAACCAGGGAGAGACCACAGUAUGAGCCGCGAGAGUGGUCGUCUUCAUUCAGGUUGUAACCUCUGAAAGUUCGCUUCGUCUACAACAGUUAAUCUCGGAGCCAUAGCUACAGUCACGGAUCCCACGCUCCAAACGGAGAAGUUGGGACAGGACAAUGGCAAAACACGGCAAACAUAGUGGGAAGGAAUCAAACAUGCAAACUAAGCUGAUUUCGAUUCUCUAAGUUUCAUUUAAAGGAAUGAAAGGCUAUGGACACUCUAACGUGCCACGCUGUUUUGUUUUCUGUUAUGUGUUAUAAUUUGUAAAACAUCUGACCACCAGGCCAGAAGAACAUUCAAUGUUAUUCAAAUCUGUCUUAAUUAUUUGUUGUAUUACGUUUAUAUUCUUAAAAACAGGACAAUAUAUUUUGACUUUGUAUCACGAAACAAGAUUCACACAGGGUUGUCUGUAGUUUUAUAAAAUAAAUAGACAAAUGCAUAUUUCAUUUAAUUCUGCUAAGGGCAUGGUACGCGCUCAGUCAGCUCAACAGUAGGUGCGAUCCCUUGCCCAGAAAACAGAAUGUUUGCCUUAUACGUCCUUCUGUUUAUUUGGCAAAAUUGUUGGAGUUUCGCAGCCACCCACUGACAAUCAUGCAUACCUCUACAAAUUGACGGACUGCUCUGCGUCCUGAAUCCGGAUAGUAUUAUGCAUGUGUACAGCUGUGAGAUUAUGCAAGCUUUUUAAACAACAUAUUGUAAAUACUCACAUUUUCUCAAAGAAUAUAUGUAUUUAUGACAAUAAUCUUGCUGUUUUUUACUUGAUUUUCAAAAAUGCGGUAAGAUACCAUUUGUAUGUGUACAGUGUCACUGAAUAAAACAAUUAGAUUUUUAAAA